Molecule: messenger RNA, 5228 nt
Organism: Limulus polyphemus (Atlantic horseshoe crab)
Lineage: Eukaryota; Metazoa; Arthropoda; Merostomata; Xiphosura; Limulidae
Product: RGM domain family member B-like
Exons: 3
Coding region: 297-1562 (421 amino acids)
Biological process (GO): BMP signaling pathway
Cellular component (GO): plasma membrane
Molecular function (GO): coreceptor activity
Source: RefSeq, a predicted model, not a curated record
CGACUGAGCGCACAUGUACGACAUCGCGCAUUUACGUUACAUAGUGGUUUAGUCGUGAGUUUAUUUAUAUUUGCCGAUAGGAAGCAUGUAGUUUGACAUUCUGUUGUUUGUAAGAGAAUCGUAAGACAUUUUUGAAAAGAAGAAGAAUAAACUGAUAAAGGAAUGUCAUCGUACAAGGACUGUUUCUCAAAUUUUCCUGUUUUAUUUAUGUCUACAGGAAUUUCAAGCCGAGUCGUAAAGAAACCUUUCUUCCUUACGCAGCACAACGCUGCCACAGCCCCGCUUCAUGGGUGGUAAUGGGGCCGAGGUCCAUCGGCGACUGCCCGUUAUUGACCGUCAGAUUGACCUUUUUCUCUUUGUUGAUUCUUUUCCUCAUAAUAGCCAGCAACUUUGAAAACAUAGCUGCCUCCUCUUGUAGGGUUGAGUUGUGUUCGAUCCAGUUUAGACGUGCCAUCCAGGCUCAGACAGACUUACCCUUAGAAGAUCUAAGUUAUUCGCGCUACCACUAUUGUACAGUUUUACGUAGUUAUGCUGAUUGCAUCAGGGCCACAGCCCGCAGUUGUCGUGGUGAUCUAAGUUACCAUUCAAUAUACACACUGGUAAUGCAGUGGUUAGACAAAAAAAACUGCACUAUUAUCACUGCAAAAGAAAUGCCAGAGCAUCCACAGAAACAACCCUUGAAGCCAAAACUGUUGGUCCCUUCAAAAUGUAAGUUCAGAAGCAGUCACUCUGGUCCAGUAAAGUUUAGUCAUUGUGGACUGUUUGGGGAUCCACAUCUUCGAACUUUUUAUGAUGAAUUUCAGACGUGCAGAACAUUAGGAGCUUGGCCGUUGAUCGACAAUCCAUAUAUAGCAGUUCAAGUAACUAACAAACAAGUUUCUCCAGAAUCUAAAGCAACAGGUACUACAAAGGUUACUGUUCUGAUUCGGGAUCAUAGGCCUUGUACCAAAGAGAAAACGUAUGAAGCCGAGACUAACAGCUUGCCCAAGGUAUUUGUUGACGGUACUAACGGAACGAUUAACGACGCCACUGUUUUCAUUGAAGACAAGGAACCUGGUACACAUGUCGAGAUUCAUGCCCGUCACAUGUCGACUCAUAUUAUCAUCAGACAAAUUGGGAAAUACCUUACUUUUGCCAUAAAAAUACCCGAGGAAAUUGCAAGGCUAGGUGAAGGAAGUGAAGCCUUACAAAUGUGUUUAAAAGGUUGUCCACAACGUGAACUUAUAAACUAUGGCCAGUUGGUUCAUGUUGCAAUGCCCGUGCAGGAAGCAGUAAACAUUUGUACAAAAUGGAAUGCCACAGACUUUUACUUUGAUGCCUGUGUUUUCGAUUUGAUAACUACAGGGGACAAAAGUUUUAGUAAAGCAGCCGGCGAUGCCCGAAGAGACGUUUACUAUCUAAACCCCUCCUUUGCCAGGGGCAAGAAUCGAACGUACUUUCUCCGAGAAACUAUAGGCUACUCCGACAAUGGAACACCAGAGAACAGCGCACCCGGGAGGCCGUUGAUUCAGUUUGUCAUAGUAAUAUGUUUAUGGUUGUCAUUUUGUAAAGUGAUUGUGUAAAUAUAAGUUUUGGCAGCAAAACAUUGUAAAUAUGUUACCCAAGAUAGAAUAUAGACAGAAGACAUUGUAAAUAUAUUACCCAAGAGUGAAAAUGACCACUAAAUAGUGUAAAUAUAUUACCCAAGAAAGAGAAACGUUUAACAAACCAAGAACUAGUGAAAUAGAACUAUACGGAGGAAUGAAUUGAACCUCGUAUGUCACAAUAUACAAGGUCAGUAACAGUCAUUAGUAGCCAUGUGUUACACAUUUUUAUUAAGUGUUGUAGAACUAUAACAUGAUUUGUGUGACUUCAGUACCUGUCAUAUUCUUUAGCCGAGGUUAGUUUUAAACUAUAAUUGUCACAGGUUCGCUUACACGUGUUCUAAGUUGUUUAAAGUAUAUUCUAACCAACAUCAGUGUUGUGAUAAUUCUCACCUCUACCUACAAAUAACCUUCAGGAGAAACUCUAAUUUUUUGUGCUAUAACAAUAUAAAUUUUCAGUCAACUUCCAAUUUAAUUAAUGUGCUCCAAAAUUGUGAAGGGAAAAAAACAUAUCUUCUGUUCAAAAUAAUAUUAUCAAGUGCCAAGAACAAUGCAGAAAUGUGUGUAAUGAAAUAUUAACUUAUUUCCCCUUUUAUUAAUCUUCUUUCAUUUAUCACUUAUCAAUAACAUAUUUGAGUUAUAAAUGUAACAAUUUAUAUACCGAGGUCAAAUAUUUUAGUAAGAUAAUUUUCAAAUAUAAAAAGUGUAAAAGUACAAGUUUUGUUUUAUUAUUAUUUCAACGUUUCGCCUUACAGCUUCUUCGGUAGUGUUCUACUAAAAAGAAUGAUGUUAUAAGGUCGUUUAUUACUAGAAAUAAAAUAUUUAUAUUUUCAAUAUACACGACAGAAAUUAACAAAAGACUUUGAGUAUAAUACCCGAAGAAUUUGUUAAACAUUAAACACCACAGCGUAAACAUUAACAAAUUAAUUAAAAUAUUCAACAUCAUGCAGAGGCCGGGCGUGACAAGUUUGUACCCGAAGAAUUUGUUAAACAUUAAACACCACAACGUAAACAAUAAAUUAAUUAAAAUAUUCAACAUCAUGCAGAGGCCGGGCGUGACCAGGUCGUUAGCGUGUCGGAUUGUAAGCCGAGGUUCCAUAGUUCGUGUCCCGUUGUAGGUCAGGUACCACUAUUCCAUUAGAAUAACCGAGGAAUUGGUGGUAGGUGCUGUUGGGUAACUAUCUUUCCUCUAGAAUUAACUAUACACUAAACAAACAGUAUUAUAUAAAGGGAUUUUAGUGGAAUUUCCCUCGAGACCUGUUGAAAGAUUCCGCGUUGCCCUGAUUUAUCAAUAGCUUCUAAUGAAAGAAAACUAAUUACACAUUAAUUAAUGUUAAGGGAAAUAAAAAAAACGUGUUCUUCGUGAAGGGAUAUCUCAAAUGUGUAGCCAUUUCUACUGUUCUUGAACACUACUAAUUAAACUAUCUUUGAUUACUGUUGAAAAGUUCAUAUAUUUUACUGUUUCUGAAAUAUUCAGUUACGUUUAUACAGGAUACGUCUACUCAACACGAAACGUUUCUAUAUUAACUUGCUAGCUAGGCCAGGCAUAUUUACUGAUCAUUUAGUACAACACAAUUCUCGUUUCCCGCCAACGCCCACCUAAGUUCUAUACCUGCGCUACCGCAAGGCCGAGAGUGGUACAAAAAAUGCCAGUUUCCCCUACUCGUAAUAAUGGGUCUGAUCCAUCUCUGGAGUAUAGCAUCUGGGGUCCAUUCAUGAAGAACGUUUGACGCGGGUCGUACCCCCCAUUAAAAUAUCUCCACCUAAAGCUUGCACUUGUUCUUAAAAUGUUACAAACUGGAAAUCUGUGUUUGAGAAUGUACAUUUUAACACGCUUGGCUCCUUAUAUCCUCGGGGAAGUCUAAAAGAGAAAAGUGACUGAAUAGCAAGUAAAGAUAAAACAGACGAACAGAUUAGCGUAACAGUGAGAAUAGGAAAGAGAUAAGUUGUGUUGUAUUACAGAUCAGAUAAUCUUUAGUGUGUUAGUAAGUAUAUACGUAGUUUAACAAAUGUUACUUUAUCAAAGGAUUCAGCACAGGAAAGUAAUUAUUAAAUAAACCACGGUGUGAUAUUAUUACACGAUCCUCUUUUUGUGGUGUAAUUUAGGUCAAAUAGAUAUCUCACCUCGGCUUAUCUGUGCCAUUUUGUAAAAAAGAAAAGAGUAAUUUAUAACUACCAUAUGCAACAACAUUAGAUUUUUUAAAAUUAUGUUGAGCUAACUGAAGUAUCAUAGAUAUAUUCCCUCCACCCACAGCGGAAUGUCUGCGGACUUGCGACGCUAGAAACCGGGUUUCGAUACACGUGGUGGGCAAACAAACAAAUAAAAAUAUUUGAUAAAUUAAUCGUGAGUUGUUACGAACUCUAAGAUUAAAAACUGUUACUACCAACAUUUAAGUAUUUCACCUUUUUUUUUACUCUAUUUUAACCUAUCUCAAAGUUUUGUUUUUAAGGCCACAGUUGCAUAAUAAGCUGUAUGUGUGCUUAAAGCAUCGAUCGAAUUCUGAAUUUUAGCAUUAUCAGCCUUCAAGUUUACCAUGGAACCAGCGAGGUCAUCCCAAAAUUAAACAUUUUUAUUUGAUUGUUGACUUACCACAUCAGAUUCUAAGAUGUGUUAAUAUAUGAAGGUGUUAAAUUGAAACCUGAUUAACAAUUAAUCGAACAAAUACAUCAGAUUUGACAUUAACGUAUUUCAUGUACUCGUUACGUCACAACGUUACGUCACAAUGUGAUCUGUUCUAGAUAUAAUUUACACUCUAUUUACGUUGUUUUAAAAUAUGAUGGACAGUUACACGUUUAAUAUAUUUGUUUUUUAACUAUCUUGUAAAAGUACCAACAGAUUAAUUAUGAUUGAUAGAAACUGGAUAUAAUUAUAGUACCAAUGUGGUUUACUGAGAAGAUAAUAAAAUAAUCUAACAAUAACGUAAAUUGCCCUAGAAAAUCAAAACUAUUAGGCCAAACUUUGUAUUUAUACCUUUUGCUUAGCACAAAUAAUCCCUUGUAGUUAAGACUAAACCUACACAACCGGCAACCUGUGGUCUACCCACCGCGGGUAUUGAAACCCGGUUUGUAGCGCUGUAAGUCUGCAGACAUGCCACUGGGGGACCACUCUAUGGGACAAAACUGCAUUAGGUAUUUGUAUUACGGCUUUCUGAGCAAGGAAACAUUUAACUGAUUUUCAUUAAUUAAAACAUUACUUAGUAGGUGCGGUAUGUUACAGAUUAAUAACUAAUAACUUUGUCAGAUUAUAAACAGUUGCAGAAAAACUGAACGUGGUGGAAGUCCUUUGGGAUCCUACCUAAGUUUAUCUUUAGUAUAACGUUAUUAAAUUAUCAAGCCAUAUAUAUAAAUAAAAGCGCCAUCUAACGUCUGUUUUUAGACCUCACAUUACCUUUUUACUAAUAGUAUGUUUUACGUUUUAUUGUAAUAUUCAAAACAUUUUUUUUGUCGGGUAUCUAACGUUUCUUUAUGUAAAUUUCGAGAUUUGUGUGUAUUGUUUUGUAAUAAUGUAUUGUAGAAAUUUUAUCCAAACUGUAUAUUUUCUAAAUUAUUUAGAACUUGGCCAGAUGUAACAUUGUACGUAAUUAUAAAUAUUUUUCUCGAGGUUUUAUGAAAAACAAUAAUAAAUAUUCGGUAUUAUAUAAUGGA